This is a messenger RNA of Aegilops tauschii subsp. strangulata, 1266 nucleotides long. Its product is annotated as aspartyl protease family protein 2-like. Gene Ontology annotation, cellular component: extracellular region. The record is from RefSeq and is a predicted model, not a curated record. NCBI's taxonomy places the organism in Eukaryota, Viridiplantae, Streptophyta, Magnoliopsida, Poales, Poaceae.
AUGGACCUCUGCAAUCACGCUCUUCUCCUCCAUCUGGUGCUUGCGGCGCUCCUCCAUCCUGCCGUCGUCGUCGCAGUUGACGAUGCCACAUCAGGCCGCAGCAAGGGCUUUAGCCUGCGCCUGGUCCCUAGCCCCGGUUGGAACAGUACCAUCCAUGUCGACGACGACGGCUUCGUGCACCUGAACGAGCCAGUUGAGCACGCCCCCAACGUACUUCGGCCGCACAUGCCUCACAAAGAGAGGUACAACAUCAUCACCACCGUUGGGACGGGCCAUGGCCGCCGAACGUACACCCUCGCGAUGGAGAUGACCCAGAGCCUGACGUGGAUGCAGUGUGUGCCGAUCCAAAACCCGUUUCAGCAGGUGUCGCCGCCCUUCAACCCGACGGCCUCGCCGUCAUUCCACCCACUCGCGCCCACCAACCACCUUUGCUCGCCGCCGGGGGGAAGCUUGUGCAGGUUCAGGAGCAACCCCAUGUUCCUCAGUGUCGCGAGUGCAAGCGCGGUCGAACCCGCCGUCGUCAUUGGCUGCGCGCACAUCAGCAAGUGUUUCAGAAGCCACGGAGUGCUUGCCGGCAUCCUCGCCCUGGGAAAGACGUACCUAUCGCUCAUCUGGUUACUGGGCCGUGGCGGCUUGCAUAGCUUCUCCUACUGCCUCUUCUUCCCGCAGGGGAACCGUCACGGGUUCCUCCGGUUCGGCAGUGACAUCCCGGUCGACACGAGGCACAUGAAGAGCACUAGGCUGCUCUACCCCGAGGCGAGCGCCUACUACGUCAACCUCGCCGGCAUCAGCUUUGGCAGGACGUGGCUGGGCGGGAACCUGACGGAGGUGUUAAGGCGCCGAAAGCUCGCGGAUGGCAGUUGGCACAGUGGUUGCGUGCUUGACACCGGGAUGUUCUGGGGGGGUACGUUCAUGAUCAGGCAUGCGUACGACAUCCUGGAGCACGCCCUGGUGGAGCACGGCAGGAGGCUCGGGGUGCCGCGCGUACCCCGCCACAACUUCGGUCUCUGCUUCCGCGUGACGUGGGCCAUCUUGUCGCACUGGCCGACGGUGACGCUGCACUUCGAAUCCGAGCAGGACCUUGUGCUCACGCCGAAAAAGCUGUUUGUCCUGCAGGAUCAAGACAUGUGCCUCACCGUGAAACCGAACCCGCAGAUUACCGUCAUCGGCCCAGCGACGCAAGUGGGCACGCGCUUCGUCUACGACCUCGCCGCCAGCAGGGUGUACUUCGCCCCUGAAAACUGCAAUGCCGACACUGGCGUCUAG